CUUUGUGAGGUGGUCAAGGCUGCAUUUCGAGCACAGCCACAGGGAAGGGGCGCUCAGGCACACUGAGGAACUUGCUGGGAAUCCAGGUACCAUAAGAUCUGCCAUCCAGGAAGAAAACCACGUCUUUCUGUUCAUUCAGCACGGAUCCCUGCCUCAUUUUGCCUAUGACUCUGCGUGGAAAACACAUCAGUUACAAAGCCACCCGAGCACCCACCUCGACGUGUCUGAAUUCAGCAUAGAAGGGAAGAACUAAACAUGAUUUUCUUCUGAGGACAGAGCACCUCUUCGAUCUGGCUCUGACACUGAGAAUUGAAAGCAAGCCAAGUGAUGAUGCACCAACCAUCGGACUAUCGAAGACUGCUUCUCUUACAUCCUUCUCGUUUAGGGUGGACACGGCCCUUUGGAAAUGCUAGUCCACAAUGAGAGACACCGUCGUCCGGCGCUUAUUUUAUGGUUCCCUGACAUUUGGGAUCUGGACGGCUCUGUUAUUCGUGUAUGUUCACCAUAGCCAUGUGAACAACCAGAAGAACAACAUCCCAGUGACACGCUCAGACUUUUUGACCCUUAAAACAAAUGUGCAAGAGAAAAUUAUCGACAGCUCAGAGCAGGUAACAAAGCCACAAGUAACAGACAAAACACCUUACAGAGCUGAUCCUAGAAAACAAACGUCGUCUUCUGUAUCAGGUGAGGAUUCUGAGUAUGUCGAUCCAGAUGUUUAUGAUGCUUUUUUAAAAUAUGGAUUUAAUACCAUCAUCAGUAAAAUCUUGGGCAACCAUAGAAAUGUGCCAGAUACCAGGGAUAAAAUGUGUGCUCAGAAGCGUUACCCCUUCCGCCUCCCUGUCGCCAGCAUCGUCAUUUGCUUCCAUAAUGAAGAAUUCAACGCUUUGUUCCGGACGCUGUCCAGCAUCAUGACUCUCACUCCGGACCAUUAUCUUGAGGAAAUCAUCUUGGUGGAUGACAUGAGUGAGUUCGAUGAUUUGAAAGAAAGACUAAACCAUCAGCUGGAACUAUUCCGGGGAAAGAUUAAAUUAAUAAGAAACAAAAAGAGAGAGGGGCUGAUUCGAUCCAGGAUGAUUGGAGCAUCUCACGCUGUGGGGGACGUUCUGGUGUUCCUAGACAGCCACUGCGAAGUGAAUAAAGUGUGGUUGGAGCCCCUGCUGUACGCCAUUUCCAAGGACCCCAAAGUGGUGGUGUGCCCCCUGCUGGACUACAUCGACGAACGCACCCUGGAGUACAAGCCCUCUCCUGUGGUGAGGGGGGUGUUCGAUUGGAAUCUACACUUUAAAUGGGAUACUGUUUUCUCUUACGAGAUGGAUGGACCAGAGGGACCUACUAAGCCAAUCCGGUCACCUGCAAUGCCUGGAGGAGUAUUUGCUAUAGACAAGCAUUAUUUUAAUGAAAUUGGACAGUAUGACAAGGGCAUGGAAUUUUGGGGAGGAGAAAAUGUGGAACUUUCACUAAGGAUCUGGAUGUGCGGUGGCCAGCUCUUCGUGAUCCCCUGCUCUCGGGUCGGGCACAUCAGCAGGAGCCAUCUCCCAGGCAGCAGCCGUGAGAUGCAGGAAGCCAUACUGCGUAACUACCUGCGCGUGGUGCAUGUCUGGCUGGAUAACUACAAGGAGCAGUUUUUUCAUCAAAGACCUACUCUGAAACUACUCCCCUACGGCAACAUCAGCGAGCGUGUUGAAUUAAGAAAACGAUUGGGUUGCAAGUCAUUUCAGUGGUACUUGGAUACCGUCUUUCCAGAGCUGGAGUCAAAUAUAGAAAACAAACCAUUUUAAUUAGUAAAGGGUUAAAAAGUCCUCUAAUCCUUCAACACAGUGGUGGUAGAGUGCAAAUUUGGAACAGCAUGGAAUUAUGUCCAGCAGUAAGAAAUAUAACCAGAGUGGUCUACGACAGGAGUGUCUCUUUUCUCCCUUCAAUGACAAUGUCUAAUAUUUUAUUGUUCAUCUGCCAUGAAUUUCUGGGGGGACAAAACCUUGACCAUUAAAAACGUA
Messenger RNA from Tupaia belangeri chinensis (Chinese tree shrew), 1994 nucleotides. RefSeq names its product polypeptide N-acetylgalactosaminyltransferase like 5 (gene GALNTL5). Gene Ontology annotation, biological process: spermatid development. Gene Ontology annotation, cellular component: Golgi apparatus. The coding region runs from base 420 to 1778 and encodes 452 amino acids. NCBI's taxonomy places the organism in Eukaryota, Metazoa, Chordata, Mammalia, Scandentia, Tupaiidae. The transcript is spliced from 10 exons. The record is from RefSeq and is a predicted model, not a curated record.